GGUUAUCUGGUUAUCUGUGCAGGUCUGGAGUAUAGGUGUUCUGCGGUAGGCGCUGCUGGGUACUAGUCCGCCGCAAACUGCUGGAAGAAACUACAAGCACAGCUACAAGACACGAAGAAAAAUAGAAAAGCGCCCAUCUUGUCAUCCAUUCCCCACGUUAGGAUUGAGUUCUUCGUUUACAGUACCUUUGGGAAGGUACUUUAUUUCGAACAAAAUGUCAACAAAAAGCACUAAAAGUGUGCGUAAACUUGAACGUCCUCGUCCACUGCGGUCAAACUCCGAUUCAGACAAGUCUCCAUCAUCUCUUCUCAGUCCUGCAGAGAGUGUCACUAUGCUACUUGACACAAAUGCACAGUGCACUGUAAGUGAUGAAGAUGUGCUUAAUGAGAUUGAAACACUUCACGUCUCAUUGAACAAUGGAAACUACGACGCAACCAUAUUGACUCUAAUUGCCAACGUCUAUGAUCUGCUUAAACUAAAGGGACCUUCCAUGGAAUCUUGCUUCAAAGAUCAAUUGGACUGUUACUUUGUCACUCUACGUAAUGCGUCCCGUGACGACAGGCUAGAAGUAAUGGGCCGCUUGAGGUUUCUUGAGCUGAUUGAACUGCGGGCCGCUGGAUGGAAGCCCACUGAUUUUUUUACUGACUAUUUCAAGUGCAAGUACGCAGAACUUGAGGCCUGCGGUAAAUCCAUCAAGCGUGGGCAUGCAGCCUCGGAAACAGGGCUGCAGUUUGCACCAACACAAGCGGCCUAUCUGCAACAGCCUCAACAACAGCAGCAGCCACAGCAAGCGCAACAGCAGCACUCAAUGGCACCCAUUACACCAGCGACAUCACCACCACUCUCGCUGCAGCCCACGGAAGUGUUGAAGAGCUCGGGGAAGUUUGGUAAACCAGCAAAGAUUCCAGGCCGAAACUUUCUAAAAGAUGAAAUUGUUAUUCGAAACUCUGACUCUGGCAAAGUGAUGGGCAUCAAGGGGCGUCGUGUUCAUAUGAUUGAAGAGCUGAGUGACACGGUGAUCUCCUUCCAGCGAGUAAAUCCAGGUGUGCGGGACAGACUGGUACAGAUAACAGGUCCCAGUGAGGAGACAAUAACGCGAGCUAAAGAACUGAUCGAAGAUACUAUUCGACGCAACGCAUCUCCAGUUCGGGAAAUGGGAGAUGAGACAUCCAACAAUUAUGGUGUGGGGGCUAAAGAGUCCUGCCAGAAGCCUUCCCUCGUGCACAGUUACAGCAUGGGUGAUGCUAGUGGGGGGGAAUACACCGCCACCGUCACUGUGGGCAGAGAACCCAUCCGAAUCUGUGGACACAAGGCUGUCCUGGUUAAGUCUGUCAAGUUGUUCCUGGAGAAGUAUUUUCCUAACCAGGGUGACUUCACUGACAAGGCAGCUAUGGACAUGCUCUCUGCAUCAAACCAGGGAUCUUACAUGUCUCCUGAGCCAAACAUGCUCUCCAAUAACCGAGGAGUGUCUGAACUGUGCACUGAAGCAGCGUCAUGGCAGGGGCUUGCUGUAAGGAGAGACAGUGGCCCACCAAGCAGCCAGACUAGCAGCUCAAGUGACGAGGAGACAUACAAGGAAGAUGAACAAGAACUUGUGGCAAGUGGCGAAAAACGGAUGACGGAGUACACUGCUGAUCCAUGUGAUGACAUUGCCCGGUUCGCCAUUCUAUUGGAAAAGGAAACCAGCCUGUCUUCGAAGCACAUUUCCCGGUCUGGCAGCAUAUUGAAGAACUUGCCUGCUCAAAUCGUCACCAGAACUUCGAGUGUUGCUGAGGUGCCUGUGCAGGCCAAGCAGUUCAAGCGAUCUGGGAGCUCGCCAGAGUUUUCUGCUAAGGCUGACCGUCCUCAAGUGCCUUCCUCAGCUUCAUCAGAUGUUUCUGAUGCACCAACUGAUGUGUCGUCAAAGUGCAAGAGCUACUCACGAGAAACUCUCCUUCAGUUGUCACACUCGGCAUUUGCCACACAGAUGCCACCAGAUUUCCCUUCAUUGGACCCUGAAGUGGCAAAUUUAAUGGUUAAGCAGCACAUCACCCCUUUUGACUCUGAUGGGUUCCGGCAACGGAUGAUGCGUCAGGCCUCAGUCUCCGACUUUGUGUCAAGUUCUCCAGUUUCCUCCACACCACCGCGCUCCGAUGUGUCGGAGGUGGAAGACCCAGGUUCAUCGUUCGAAGACUGACACCAAGUGAGAAAUGUCGACGACUGCUCAAGCUGAAAGCCCAAGACAGGGCUGAGCAUUGGUCCAAAACACUUAGCUUAUUACCAAAGGUCUUAACAAAGUUAUAUAUUCAGAAAGGUUUGCUCUUCACAGUUACAAUGUUGCGUUGUUAUCUUCUAAUACUGGUUUAUGUUCUGCAAAAGGCUGCUUUGCUUUCCGGUGACUGGAAGAAAUGUAUUUAUUUGUUUAUUUAAAGCUUUGUAUUGUAUUUUAAUUUGAAAGUGUCGGAUAUAUGUUGACCUAAAUCCAAGCAACUUAAUAAGCCUUAAAUAAGUUGAAACACCUUACUUUGCUAAAGUGCAGCUUCAUCUGUCGCAUAAGCUUUCCGUCUGUUUUUUACAAUAAUUUGACUGUUCUUGUGUACAAGAUCCUGCUGAUCUAAAUAUACUUUUUGUUUGUGUGUGUAUGUGGUGUGUGUUUCUGGUUUUGUUGCUCCUGAAACAAGGCAGAAAUAAUAUGACAAAGAAUUAAAAAAAUAGUUGAUGAAAAAUAUGAAAGGCAAACACCCGCACAGAGUGAUGUAAAGUUGGGACAGAUAAGCUCCUUAUGUCCUUUUUGGUGAGCGGUAAAGGGUUCUAAAAUAAUCUGCAUGCAUUUAGGCAGCUGCAGAUAGUAUUUUCCUCUUACCUUACUCUUCAUGUUUUGUUGAAAGGAGGUGCUCAGAAAAUGUGCAUUGUGGUACCCAGCUUCAGUGAGCUGUUGGACCUUCACCUUAAAUCUUACAGGUAUCCUAAGGGUAUCCUAGAGUUUUCAGCUUUCAGGGCAAAGAUGUUAGUGGCUCUCCAACUUGGGAGUAAAUGCACUAAGGGCUUGUAUGUGCCUAAUUAUCAUACUUUCUCAGAAUUGUUAUCAGUGCUCCCCUAAGCUAGUAUCUUGGGCAUGAAAGUGGACUGUCAAGUACUUUGUUGACAAAACACCAUGGUGUUGUGGCAGUGCAUCAUUGACAAGAUUCAUGAGCACUGUAGCACUUGCACGUGCAACACAUUCUUUUUUAAGGUAAUAAACAAAUUAUGGCCAAUGCACAUGAGAAAUUUCAGAGAAUUUAUCAUUCACCAAAAAAAAAAAAAAGUUUUUGAGUAUACUGUCAUUUGCAUUGUUAAAGUUCAUUUGCCUGUCUUCUAGCAAUUAUAUUGUACUAUUGUUUAUCCCGUUUUGUUCACAAUGCAGAAUCAACUUGCCCAGUGUAUUAGGAUUCUUAGUUGCAUCACUGCUGCGUUGUCGAGCCACCAUUUCCAGGGUUUCAUGUUAUACAUUGCCUUCAAAUUGAAGUGUCAGUAAUUUUAUAAAAUGUGCUAUGCUAGCUGUGCAAAUGCUGCUUGCAUAAGUGAUUCAUAUAUAUUGGCAGACAAUUUUAAUGAACAAGUCCAACAAAUACACAACAAAAAAAUUAUUUUAAUUUUGCAACUACGAUAUAUGCUUACAUAAAAAAAUUGGAGCUUACAUCGAAAAAGUGGAAGACAAUCGUAUUUGAAGACAACUAGGUUUUACUUGAUUCUUCUAGAUGGUUUGUAUUUGUAAAUGAAUAUUCAUCAUCAAAUUUCGUACUCUGUACACUAAUCACAUUCAGAAACAGUAGUUGGGCAAACCCUCAAUUUAACUCGAUGGGGGAACAGCGCAAAAAAACACAAGAAGGGAGACACACACCAGCGCUGGUGUGUGUCAGACACGCACCAGUGCUGGUGUGUCUCCCUUCUUGUCGUGUUUUUUUGCGCUGUUCCCUCAUCGAGGAUGUACCAACUAGCCUAAGCCACUGCGGUCCUCAAUUUAGCACUCAUUUCUCAUAGCAUACCAGUCUAGAAAUCUGGCAGAGCUGAUAUGUGCUCCUGAUUUUGGUUGGCAAAAUGGCUGUUCAGCUUUCUCCAGCGAUCAACUAUGUAAUCCUUGUUUCAAGGCUUGUACUGUCGAAUGUGAGAUUGGAGAGUUUUAGCCUGGGAAGGCAAGCCACACCGAAGCGUUGUGGGACGCAAACCACCGGGCGAACAAAAGAACUCAAAUCGAAGCACAAAAGAGCACGAAGGACCCACAAUGGCGUUUGUGCCCCCCAACACUUGCGUGCGGCUUGCAUCCCCAAAUCUAAGACUCUCUGCUAACAUAUCAAGUAUAAAAUUUGCUGACUAUUCCAAACUUAAAUUUAAAAAAUUAUCAAAAGGAUGUGUUUGUGCAUUCUAAUUCGCAAGAGGUGUCUGCCAAAACGCAGAAACUAUCUGUACAAGCAACGUUUGCCAGCUAGCUUAGCAUUUUUAUUAAAUUACUGACACUUUUAACUCUCAGAUCGUAUAACUUCUUGUCAUAGCUGUCAAACUGCAGCAAAUGUACCAGUUGGUUGUGUCAGGGUUCAUCAUGGUUCCGGACCUUGUAGCUUACUAAUAAAGGUAUUAAGCUUUUUAGCUGUGUUGACAAAACACCGAGUUAUGAUUUGUUUUUCACUUCUAACUUUUCAUUAUUGCAGUUUUCAGGUGCUGCUUUAUCUGUGUUUUGAAAACUCCCACAGGGUCCAGUAAUGUUCCACGUUAUAUUUUCUAGUUUUUCCUAUACCAGUUUUGUAUUGAAAUAAAAAAUCUCGGUUGUGAAUGCUGUGUUGACUAUUAGAAAGCUACAAACCUAAAAAAAAAAGAAUUGCUGCGAACACUGGCUAUAAGUUUUUUGUUGAAAUGGUGCUUUUUUGCGUUGCCUCUGCCUUUAAUUCACAUUGCUAGAUUGCUGAUUUGGUUUUAGAUUGUUGUACAUGUGCAGUUUGCUCUAAGUGGACUUCCUGGUCUAUAGCUUUAAUUAUUUAAAUAAUCUUGGUGGCCAUUUUUAUGGUAUUCAUACUCUUGACGCACAACUAUAUGCGAGUGGUAUGAAGACUGCUCCAUUUGUGGUAGCCACCAGUACCAUGGUUCAUGUAAUUGACGUCUGGUUAUGGCUGUGGCUGUGGUCUUCCAGGAACAGGAACAAAUAAAAUUGUGUUCAUUCUCGAGUUCUA
Dermacentor silvarum is the source of this 5180-nucleotide messenger RNA. RefSeq lists its product as uncharacterized. Lineage: Eukaryota; Metazoa; Arthropoda; Arachnida; Ixodida; Ixodidae. The record is from RefSeq and is a predicted model, not a curated record. Gene Ontology annotation, biological process: positive regulation of translation; regulation of formation of translation initiation ternary complex. Gene Ontology annotation, molecular function: eukaryotic initiation factor 4E binding; RNA binding; translation initiation factor activity. The transcript is spliced from 20 exons. Bases 215 to 2176 code for a protein of 653 amino acids. Gene Ontology annotation, cellular component: cytoplasm; RNA cap binding complex.